This is a messenger RNA of Larimichthys crocea (large yellow croaker), 1794 nucleotides long. RefSeq names its product osteoglycin, paralog b (gene ognb). The transcript is spliced from 6 exons. The record is from RefSeq and is a predicted model, not a curated record. Gene Ontology annotation, cellular component: extracellular matrix. Gene Ontology annotation, biological process: bone development; articular cartilage development. The coding region runs from base 248 to 1048 and encodes 266 amino acids. Lineage: Eukaryota; Metazoa; Chordata; Actinopteri; Sciaenidae. Gene Ontology annotation, molecular function: protein binding.
UGUUCUGCUCAUAAUCAUCUCACACUUAUCCUAAAUCGAUAGUAUACAGACUUUAAAAUCAUCCUGACAACAGAGAGUGACACAAACACAGCAUGUAUUGAGUUAAAGUUUGUUUCCUUUUCUUACUCAGCAGUAUACUGGCAGCUUAAUAAAAACUGGAUGGAAAAUUUUCCUGCUCACAUGUACCUCAGAUCCUGCCUAGCAGACAGUCCUCUCCUCUCCUCUCUGACCAGAAACUAAAGACACAAUGAUGCAAUUAAGGACUUUAAUUUUCACCUCCGUUAUGCUCCCAUGGAUACUGUCCUCUGCAGCGAAAGAUGAAUACAUGGAAGCAAGAAAUCCUACAACAGACAUUGCAAGCUCUCCAGAUUAUGAAGACCCAGACAGUAGCCCAACAGUACCUCCAAAAGCUGAUGAGAUGCCGACAUGUCUGCUGUGCGUUUGCCUGAGUGGAUCUGUUUACUGUGAGGAUGUGUCCCCCGAAAUGUCAACCGUCCCAGCUCUGCCAAAGGAAACAGCAUACCUCUAUGCACGCUUCAACAAAAUCACAAAAAUAAGCAACAGAGACUUUGAGGACAUGGUCACAUUAAGGAGAAUUGACCUAAGCGUGAAUCUCAUCGCGGAGAUAGAUGACGGAGCUUUUUCAAAGCUUCCCCAUCUUGAGGAGCUCUCUCUGGCAGAAAACAGACUGAUUAAACUUCCCACGCUGCCCACCAAACUAGUAUCAUUCAACGCCAAUUUCAACAGGCUUAGAAGCCCGGGUGUGAAGGCAAAUGCUUUUAAAAAACUCACGAGACUGGCGUAUCUUUACCUUGGAAACAAUGAACUGAAGACGGUGCCCCAUCUUCCAGAGUCUCUUCAGGUUGUGCACCUGCAUAACAACAAGAUCUCAACAAUAACAGAUGAAACAUUCUGCAAAGGUAACACCAGUUACUACAUCCGCCCCAACAUGGCCGAGGUGAGACUGGACGGGAACCCUGUCAAGCUGUCGAAGUACCCUCACAGCUUCAUCUGUCUCCACACUCUCCCUAUCGGGUGGUACAACUGAAAUAACCGAAGCAUGCUUUUGUCAGAGGUAAACCUCUGAGUGGAAGUUGAGUGUAAAAUGAAGGAUGCAGAUACAUAUGUAGUAAAAAUAACAUUUACACUUUGUAAGUUGCAUUUUAUAUUCUUAAAUGUACCAUACAGUAAGAUCUCUUAACAGAAAUAUAAUUACAUUUUUUUUUUGUUAUCAAAGGCUAUUCGCCAGUAUUAAACACAUCUGUGCAAAAUCAUCCAAAGAUGUCUCUAAAAACAAAGAACUUUUGUACUUUUUCUUCUGUUACAAGUUGGCUGAGACAGUUUUGGCUUGGCAGGUGCAGAUGCACUGUUUUCAACACAGACUCUUUGUCAAAAAACAACAUAAGAGCACUGUUGAGACAAUUUCAUUGUUUCAUAUGAUUUCACAACAGUAAUGUUAUUACUGCUAAAGUUUCUUAAACUGAAGAUCAUAUUUACAAUAAAACCUGCAUGUUGGAAGUGAUUUCUCCAUCGACCUUUCACUCUCGACUCCUUAAUAACAUUCAGAGAUUUCAAAUGGUUGUUGUGACCCAGUAACAUGCUACGAAGUCCAUUCCAGACUGUUGGAAACGAGUAAAGGAGUAAAAGUCCAAGAAUGUGUCCUUAGACGACACGUGAAGUACACAUUCGAGACGACCAUCAUUCACUUGGCUGCUGGCUCAUUGUGAACUAUCAAACCAUCUGCUAUCUUCCGCUGAUAUUCCCGCUCAGAUUUCUUUCUUCGAUAGACAUCAU